This is a messenger RNA of Loxodonta africana (African savanna elephant), 13079 nucleotides long. RefSeq names its product POU class 2 homeobox 1 (gene POU2F1). Gene Ontology annotation, molecular function: DNA-binding transcription factor activity, RNA polymerase II-specific; RNA polymerase II cis-regulatory region sequence-specific DNA binding. Bases 4036 to 6273 code for a protein of 745 amino acids. Gene Ontology annotation, cellular component: nucleus. Gene Ontology annotation, biological process: regulation of transcription by RNA polymerase II. The record is from RefSeq and is a predicted model, not a curated record. NCBI's taxonomy places the organism in Eukaryota, Metazoa, Chordata, Mammalia, Proboscidea, Elephantidae. The transcript is spliced from 18 exons.
UGUUUUUUUUUUUAAAUAUUUUAUUGUGUUUUUUGGUGAAAGCUUACACAGGAAAUCACAUUCUCAUUUAACAAUUUCUGUACAUAUUGUUCAGUGGUGUUGGUUACAUUUUUCACAACAUUCUUGUUAUUUCCAUUUUGGUUGUUCUGUUUCCAUUAAUCUAGCUUCCCUGGCUUCCCUAGCCUUCUCAUGUUUGGUCUAAUCUAGGCGAUUAUUUCAAGGAGCACAGUAGUCAUGGGUGAUAUUAUUUAUUUUAUGGGCCAGUCUGUCAUUUGGCUGAAAAGUGACCUCUGGGAGUGGUUUGAGUUCCAAGUUUAAAGAGAACAUCAGGGCGAUAAAUCUCGGGGAUUCAUCUGAGACUCGAAGUUUUAACCCUUUCUUGCUUUUGCCUCUGAUCAUACACUGGACUGUUUUCCUGCUUUUGUUCCUGUGGGGUGGCAUCUGUCUUCAGGAGAAAUCACUUUCCAGUCAAACCCAGAUUGCUGAGCCAUGGCAUUUUUGCUGGUACUGUUAAUGCUGCCUUUGCUAUGAACAGUUUUAAUAUAGGUGCAGUUAAACACCUGUUAUUCAUGGAUGGGGAGAGAUGGAGUGAAAUCUUCUUUAUUAAAUGCCAUAUGUCCUGCCCAUCACCUUUCUGCCUCCACCACCUGGCUGUCACAAACUCCAGAAUGUUCUCUCUGCUAAUCUGAAAGAACCCUGCACCACAGAGUACACAUUUACAUAGUUCCCACACAUAGGGUCACUUUUUAUGAAAGAAACGAUUUUCUUAAUUAUCUGUUUUAUUUUUGUUGUUGAGAUAUACAUAGCAGAGCAUACACCAAUUCAGCAGUUUCUACAUGUACAGUUCAGCAACGUUGAUGACAUUUUUCAAGUUUUGCAACAAUAAUAAAUGAUUUCUCAACACUUUUAAGGUGCUGUCGAGCCUGUUCCGACUCAUAGCGACCCUGUGCACAACAGAACGAAACACUACCCAGUCCUGUGCCAGCCUUACAGUCGUUGUUAUGCUUGAGCCCAUUGUUGCAGCCACUGUGUCAAUCCACCUCGUUGAGGGUCUUCUUCUUUUCGGCUGACCCUGUACUUUACCAAGCAUGAUGUCCUUCUCCAGGGACUGAUCCCUCCUGACAACAUGUCCAAAGUAUGUAAGAUGCAGUCUCGCCAUCCUUGCUUCUAAAGAGCAUUCCGGUUGUACUUCUUCCAAGACAGAUUUGUUCGGUCUUUUGGCAGUCCAUGGUAUAUUCAAUAUUUUUUGCCAACACCACGAUUCAAAGGGGUCAAUUCUUCUUCGGUCUUCCUUAUUCAUUGCCCAGGCUUCACGUUUUUAUGAUGCGAUUGAAAAUACCAUGGCCUGGGUCAGGCGCAUCUUAGUCUUCAAGAUGACAUUUUUGCUUUUCAACACUUUAAAGAUGUCCUUUGCAGCAGAUUUGCCCAGUGCAAUGCGUCGUUUGAUUUCUUGAUUGCUGCUUCCACGGCUGUUGAUUGUGGAUGCAAGUAAAAUGAAAUCCUUAACAACUUCAAUCUUUUUGCUGUUUAUCAUGAUGUUGCCCAUUGGUCCAGUUGUGAGGAUUUUUGUUUUCUUUGUGUCGAGGUGCAAUCCAUACUGAAGGCUGUGGUCUUUGAUCUUCAUUAGUAAGUGCUUUAAGUCAUUUUCACUUUCAGCAAUCAAGGUUGUGUCAUCUGCAUAAUGCAGGUUGUUAAUGAGUCUUCCUCCAAUCCUGAUGCCCCAUUCUUCUUCAUAUAGUGCAGCUUCUUGGAUUAUUUGCUCAGCAUACGGAUUGCAUAGGUAUGGUGAAAGGAUGCAAGCCUGACGCACACCUUACCUGACUUUAAACCAAUCAGUAGCCCCUUGUUCUGGUGGAACAACUGCCUCAUGCUUUAUGUACAGGUUCCUCACGAGCACAAUUAAAUGUUCUGGAAUUCCCAUUCUUUGCAAUGUUAUCCAUAAUUUGUUAUGACCCACACAGUCGACUGCCUUUGCGUAGUCAAUGAAACACAGUCAAACAUCAUUCUGGUAUUCUCUGCUUUCAGCCAGGAUCCAUCUGACAUCAGCAAUGAUAUCCCUGGUUCCACGUCCUCCUCUGAAACCAGCCUGAAUUUCUGGCAGUUCCCUGUCAAUAUACUGCUGCAGCCGUUUUUGAAUGAUCUUCAGCAAAAUUUUGCUUGCGUGUGAUAUUAAUGAUAUUGUUCUAUAAUUUCCACAUUCGGUUGGAUCACCUUUCUUGGGAAUAGGCAUAAAUACGGAUCUCUUCCAGUCAGUUGGCCAGGAAGCUGUCUUCCAUAUUUCUUGGCAUAGACGAGUGAGCCCCUCCAGCGCUGCAUCCGUUUACUGAAACAUCUCAAUUGACCUUCAUUUGCUGAUGUGGCACAGCUCAAAAUGAGAAGAAACAGCUGCAAACAUCCAUUAAUAAUUGGAACCUGGAAUGUACAAAGUAUGAAUCUAGGAAAAUUUGAAAUCAUCAAAAAUGAGAUGGAACGCAUAAACAUCGUUAUCCUAGGCAUCAGUGAGCUGAAAUGGACUGGUAUUGGCCAUUUUGAAUUGGACAAUCAUAUAGUCAACUAUGCUAGGAAUGACAGCUUGAAGAGGAAUGGUGUUGCAUUGAUUGUCAAAAACAUUUCAAGAUCUAUUCCUGAAGUACAACGUUGUCAGUGAUAAUAUCCAUGCACAUACAAGGAAGACCAGUUAAUACAACUGUUGUUCAAAUUUACAUAUGCACCAACCACUAAGGCCAAAGGGGAAGAAAUUGAAGAUUUUUAUCAGCUGCUGCAGUCUGAAAUUGAUCGAAGAUGCAAUCAGGAUGCAUUGAUAAUUACUGGUGAUUGGAAUGUGAAAGUUGGAAACAAAGAAGAAGGAUUGGUAAUUGGAAAAUAUGGCCUUGGUGAUAGAAACAGUGCUGGAGAUCGAAUGAUAGAAUUUGGCAAGACCAACAAUUUCUUCAUUGCAAAUACCUUCUUUCACCAACAUAAAUGGUGACUAUACACAUGGAGGAAAUGCUGGUGGCAUAGUGAUUAAGUGCUAUGGCUGCUAACCAAAAGGUUGGCAGUUCCACAUAUGUGGAAAGAGAGCAUGGAAAAGGUCAAUAUCAUCAGUCAGAACAAGGCCAGGGGCGGACUGUGGAAUAGACCAUCAGUUGCUCAUAUGCAAGUUCAAGUUGCAACAGAAGAAAACCAGAGCAAGUCCACGAGAGCCAAAAUGCGACCUUGAGCAUAUCCCACCUGAACUUAGAGACCAUCUCAAGAAUAGAUUUGAUGCAUUGAACACUAGUUACUGAAGACCGGAGGAGUUGUGAAAUGACAUUCAGGGGCAUCAUCCAUGAAGAAAGCAAGAGGUCAUUGAAAAGACAGGAAAGAAAGAAAAGACCAAGAUGGAUGUCAGAGGAGACUCUGAAACUUGCUCUCGAACGUCGAGCAGCUAAAGCAAAAGGAAGAAAAAAAGAACUGCUUGCUCUCGAAUGUCGAGCAGCUAAAGCAAAAGGAAGACAGGAUGCAGUAAAAGAACUGAACAGAAGAUUUCAAAGGGCGGCUUGAGAAGAAAAAGUAUUAUAAUGACAUGUGCAAAGAGCUGGAGAUAGAAAACCAAAAGGGAAGAACACGCUUGGCGUUUGUCAAGCUGAGAGAACUGAAGAAAAAAUUCAAGCGUCAAGUCGCAACAGGGAAGGAUUCCAUGGGGAAAAUAUUAAAUGAUGCAGGAAGCAUCAAAAGAAGAUGGAAGGAAUACACAGAAUCAUUAUACCAAAAAGAAUUAUUCGAUGUUCAGCCAUUUCAAGUGGUAGCAUAUGAUCAGGAACCGACGGUACUGAAGGAAGAAGUCCUAGCUGCUCUGGAGGCAUUGGCGGAAAACAAGGCUCCAGGAACUGAUGGAAUAUCAGUUGAACUUAGGGAUAGGCAAACGAAAGUCCUCUGGCCAAGUCCAGCACACUUUUGCUUUUGUAUGGUCUGUGAGACAAAAGCUGCUGCCCCGAAAUAAAGGAUUCCCUGCAGUCUGUUAGAGUGAAGUGGGAGAGUUUUUUCUAAGACCGAUUGUUUGCCACUAAUUCAAAAAUGAACAAUCCGUCAGAAGGCAGUAAACCGUCUCUGGAGAGUGGAGAUAGCAACACAGGCACGCAAACAAAUGGUCUGGACUUUCAGAAGCAGCCUGUGCCCGUUGGAGGGGCAAUCUCAACAGCCCAGGCCCAAGCUUUCCUUGGACAUCUCCAUCAGGUCCAGCUUGCUGGAACAAGUUUACAGGCUGCUGCUCAGUCUUUAAAUGUACAGUCUAAAUCUAAUGAAGACUCGGGGGAUUCACAGCAGCCAAGCCAGCCUUCCCAACAGCCUUCAGUGCAGGCAGCCAUCCCCCAGACCCAGCUUAUGCUGGCUGGAGGGCAGAUAACUGGGCUUACUUUGACGCCAGCCCAGCAACAGUUACUACUACAGCAGGCCCAGGCCCAGGCUCAGCUGCUGGCUGCUGCAGUCCAGCAGCAUUCCGCCAGCCAACAGCACAGCGCUGCUGGCGCCACCAUCUCAGCCUCCGCCGCCACGCCCAUGACGCAGAUCCCUCUGUCUCAGCCCAUACAGAUCGCACAGGAUCUGCAACAGCUGCAACAGCUUCAGCAGCAGAAUCUCAACCUGCAGCAGUUUGUGCUGGUGCAUCCAACCACCAACCUGCAGCCAGCGCAGUUUAUCAUCUCACAGACGCCCCAGGGCCAGCAGGGUCUCCUGCAAGCGCAGAAUCUUCUAACGCAACUACCUCAGCAAAGCCAAGCCAACCUCCUACAGUCGCAGCCAAGCAUCACCCUCACCUCCCAGCCAGCAACCCCAACACGCACAAUUGCAGCAACCCCAAUCCAGACACUUCCACAGAGCCAGUCAACACCAAAGCGAAUUGAUACUCCCAGCUUGGAUGAGCCCAGUGACCUUGAGGAGCUUGAGCAAUUUGCCAAGACCUUCAAACAAAGACGAAUCAAACUUGGAUUCACUCAGGGUGAUGUCGGGCUCGCUAUGGGUAAACUGUAUGGAAAUGACUUCAGCCAGACCACCAUCUCUCGCUUUGAAGCCUUGAACCUCAGCUUUAAGAACAUGUGCAAGUUAAAGCCGCUUUUAGAGAAGUGGCUAAAUGAUGCAGAGAACCUCUCAUCUGAUUCUGCUCUCUCCAGCCCAAGUGCCCUGAAUUCUCCAGGGUUGGGAAUUGAGGGCUUGAACCGUAGGAGAAAGAAACGCACCAGCAUAGAGACCAACAUCCGUGUGGCCUUAGAGAAGAGUUUCUUGGAGAAUCAAAAGCCUACCUCGGAAGAGAUCACCAUGAUUGCUGAUCAGCUCAAUAUGGAAAAGGAGGUGAUCCGUGUUUGGUUUUGUAACCGCCGCCAGAAGGAGAAGAGAAUCAACCCACCGAGCAGUGGUGGGACCAGCAGCUCACCUAUCAAAGCAAUUUUCCCCAGCCCGACCUCGCUGGUGGCAACCACGCCAAGCCUUGUGACGAGCAGUGCGGCAACUACCCUGACUGUCAACCCCGUACUCCCUCUCAGCAGCGCUGCGGUUACUAAUCUGUCUGUCACAGGCGCCACAGACACCCCCUCCAACAACACAGCAACCGUGAUAUCCACGGCACCUCCAGCUCCCUCAGCAGUCGCCUCCCCCUCUGUGAGUCCCUCCCCUUCUGCCUCUGCCCCUGCCUCUGAGGCAUCCAGUGCCAGUGAGACCAGCACAACACAGACCACCUCCACUCCUUUGUCCUCCCCUCUCGGGACCAGCCAGGUGAUGGUGACAGCGUCAGGCUUGCAAACCGCAGCAGCUGCCGCCCUCCAAGGAGCUGCACAGCUGCCAGCAAAUGCCAGCCUUGCCGCCAUGGCUGCUGCCGCAGGACUGAACCCGGGCCUGAUGGCACCCUCUCAGUUUGCAGCUGGAGGUGCCUUACUCAGUCUCAACCCAGGGACCCUGGGCGGUGCUCUCAGCCCAGCUCUGAUGAGCAACAGUACACUGGCAACUAUUCAAGCUCUUGCUUCUGGUGGCUCUCUUCCAAUAACGUCACUGGAUGCAACCGGGAACCUGGUAUUUGCCAAUGCAGGAGGAGCCCCCAACAUUGUGACUGCCCCUCUGUUCCUGAACCCCCAGAACCUCUCUCUGCUCACCAGCAACCCAGUUAGCUUGGUGUCUGCCGCUGCAGCCUCCGCAGGGAACUCUGGACCUGUUGCCAGCCUUCACGCCACCUCCACCUCAGCUGAGUCCACCCAGAACUCUCUGUUCACAGCGGCCUCUGCCAGCGGCGCUGCUUCCACCACCACUACCGCCUCCAAGGCACAGUGAGCUGGGCUCCCGGCCAGGUUCAUCGACUGAAAAUGUGAUCGGCUUCCUCUCGCCAUGUGGCUGAGGGCACAGGAGAGAAGAAAAAACCACAUAUACUGGGGGAGGGGGGAAAGGAUGAAGAUGGGACAACAUUUGCCUAAUUUUGUAAUAAAACACUGUCUUUUCAGGAUUGCUUCAUGGAUUGGAGAACUUUCUAACCAAAAAUGUAAAAAAAAAAAAAAAAUUCAAAAACAAAACACAAAAAAAUAAGUGAAAGGACUACUUACCAUUUCCAGCAGUCAUGAUGACAAGUUAAGGUGGGUUACCACUUCCAGUAUAGGAAGGGGAUUUCUUGUUUGUCUAAAUUUCUUUUUUUCUUAAAAAAAAAAAAAAAAUCAUUUUUAUGGGUCUGUUGUACAGGCCAUUAAGUCAUAACAAGGUGUUUAUAAUCAUAUCAAUUGUGUUGGGGGUUCCUUUUUAACUGGUACAAUUUAGGCAGGCCUGUAUUACUGUAUCUCUAUUAUUAUUAUUGUUGUUGUUAUUGUUUUUAUAUAUAUAUAUAUAUAUAUAUAUAGUUUGGACACAUUUAUCUCUCGCUCCUGGAUCCUAUUUCAGUGAGCUCCCACACUGUGGGGAGGGAGGGUUUCGGGGUAAGGGGAGACUUACGUUCUUAACUGCGGGGAAUGUUCUUGCUGGUUUCCUUAUCCUUGAUGACUCUUACAGAGGUGCUAGAAAAUUAUUUUCUUUUGCCACUUAUGCAAGAGGCUUGGUGCAGAAGCUGAAGGCAGUGUGUGCACACACUCCCACUCCACACAUGCUCCCUUCCCCCCAUCAGGUGGUGCCUUUGGAGCACUUUUGUGUAGGAAGGAAUUCCUGCUGAACUGUAGCUCUCAUUCACCCCCAAAUCAUUGAAUGACCUUGGGGCCCGAUCCUGCCUGCAGCAGUGCUGUUUUCUGCCACUUUCCAUGGGAACGCUGCACGUGUCGCAGGGUGAGAUUUGGUUCCCAAGAGCAAAGACUACUGCGUACACCUGACUUGGUGGUUCUCCUGAGUUCUUAUCUCCUGAAAAAUGCUCCUACUGUUGGUUGGUUGAUUUGUUUGUUUCCAUUUUGUGGAAGUGUUUCAUCCAGACUUUCUUUAACUUACUCAGCAAAGAGCAAAUUGACUUAUUGAAAUUGGAAAACUUUUCCCUUAAGGGAUCUCUACUAGACUAUUUUCCAUUGGUUUGUAUCCCAAAGGUGUGAUGAGAAGAGUCUCUGAGGUUACCACUUUUUCCUCUGGCCACAGACUUCCUUUUCACGACUGGCUUAUUUAUACCUUCCAGCCCUGAGACUCUCCUUGGUCCUCUAACUAAAGGAGGCACUUGUUAGCCAGGCGUGUCAUCUGCAGGACCUUCAAAGAAGGACCUUGAGUGGGGCCUUUGCACACACCUGAGUGUCUCCCUGGUUUGUUCGAUGCUCCUGCUAGAUAGUUGUCAUGGGCAGCACACAUCUCUGCUCAGUGUAGACAGCAGUGAGCUUGUCGUCGUUUCAGGGCGGCUCUAGAUGAGCCCACUGAAAAGGAAAUGUUUGUGAAAGUGGAUGAAGAGGAAUGAGAGUAAUUUGGAGAUUAGAUCCCCCUUUUUGUUGAUAGACUGUUAUGGUAUCUGUACCGAAAAAAUUCCCAAAAGACUGGAUCACUGCAAUGCAGUUCAUCUAAGCCCCCUUCUUAUUGGAGUUAGAUGUUCCUGUCUGGUGUCUGUGGGUGCUUGUUUACGUCUCCGGUGGUCCUACAGACUGCACUUUCCCCCUUUUGAGGCGGCAGUUCAGAGAGAGCUAACAGGUAAUUUUCAUUCUAGUUGCUUUGCUUGUAUCUACAAGGGAGCUUGAGUCCUGCAAGCUGUCUCUCUCUGCCAGCCUUCGGAAAGGCAGUGAUAAAGACACAGUGUGGACCUCUGUGAGUAAAGUGGGAGACAGCCGCGUUAAUACUAAAAGACCAGGAACGUUUCCGUCCCCUUUUUGUUUUUCUUUCGUUCCUUCUGUCGUGUUCUUUUAUUUCACAGAGUAUUUAAUUACCCCCCUAAAUCUCUUCUCACCCCUACUUCACCUUCCCUAAACCCUCCAAAUUUAGUCACUGCAAGCAGGGAAACUAACAAAUAUCCAUCCACCUUUUUAUGUGUGAUGUGUUUUUUGUUUGUCUUUUUUUUUUUUUUUUUAAACUAAGCUUGAACCAAAGUCAAUUUUUAGCAAGCUGCUGUACUAAUGGACUAGUUUAUAAAGCGCAGUUCAGACACAUUGAGGAGAUAGAUGCUACUGACAAUUUCUUUUUCAUUUGUCUUUAUUAAUUUUAUAUAAAAGUUGCUGCUUGUUUUUAAUCUUUUAUGUUGGUAAAUUGUAAUAUCCUCUGGGCAGACAUUAACUUGAUUUGUAACUAGUUUAUUUAGUUUGGUGUGUAAAUAGGAUGGUAGUGUCAGUUACUAAUUUCUCUCCUCUCUGUCCUGCUAUCUCUCUGGUGUAGUUAAAUCUGACUUUCUCUCCUGACUUGACAUCUCUGACUUUAGUCUGUGCAAAUGAUUUUAGGGCUGUCGAUAAUACUGUAGUCGUCCCUAGUAAUGGGCCCCUCCCUUGGGAGUGGUAAAAGUUACGAGGAAGGAUUCAGGGAGGGAAAUGCUGAUACCCACCAUACUGGAUGAGCGGUUAUAGCAUUAAUUUCCCAAAAUUGCUACCAAAGGAUGUGUUGAGUCCCAAGGGAUUCAGACCAUUGGAUUAGGAGGAAGGGCAAGCAAAGUCUACAUUUUUUUUGUUUCUACGUGGUUCAGAAUAUGUUCCCUCUCCCAAAUAAGAUUCACCAACAGACUUUAAUAUUAAGAAAUAUACUAAGCUUUAAAUGUCAGUACAGUGGUCUUUGACUCCCUGCCUUGUCUGUUCUCUAGUCAUGAUGGGAUAGGGGCUCUGCCUUUUUCUGUAUGGAUCACUUUAUGAGAAUAGAUCUUAAACCAGCACCAAAAUCUGUGUUUAAAAGAGGAAAGAAGCCCUUAAAUAUAGAUAACUAAAGUUUUCUUCUUUCUCUUAUUUAAAAAUAAGUUGUAAAAUGGAAGGUACAUUUACACAUCUACACAUGAAACACUAAUGUAGCUUGUCGAUGGGUGUUUAGCUUAAAAUCUUCUCAUCACUAUCCCUAAAUGCUCUACUGAUCAUAUUUCUUCAUUAAGAACACCUUAGCCCUUUUUUACUUUAUAUUUUUUAUCAUCUCAAGAAAUGCUUUUAUGGAUUGAAUGAGCUAUCUCCUAACCUAAGGUACUCAGACUUAACUUUUAACCCCUUAUAUGGCAGAAUCAGCAAAUUAAAAGGCACCAUUUGACCAUUUGGAAACCCUGGUGGCAUAGUGGUUAAGUGCUAUGGCUGCUAACCAAAGGGUCGGCAGUUCGAAUCCGCCAGGUGCUCCACGGAAACUCUAUGGGGCAGUUCUACUCUGUUCUGUAGGGUCUCUAGGAGUCGGAAUCGACUUGACGGCACUGGGUUUGGCUUGGUUUUAUUUGGCCAAAAAAAGGUGUUUGGUGUAGUUUCUGCAUUUUGAAGAGGAAAGUCCACAUAGGUCAUCACAAUUCAUUUAAUCAUUCUUUAUCCCCCCCUUAAUGUUUGUGCAAGUUUUACGUCAUCCCUGAAUUUGGUUAACACAUACUAAGCCAAAGACUAACUCUGAAUGCAUCUAUUAGUGAUUCUAUAUUUGCCUGUGGUAGUGGGCCCUCCCUAGGGAGAGGUGAAUGUACAGUAAUUGUUUGAAUUCUAUUUCUCAUCAGCCGUACAAUUUGGUCAUGAAUUUUAUUUACAUCCUGUAUCAACCUGAAGGACAGAGCAGAAGGACCUGGCUCUACAAGGGCUUCUCAGAGGAGCCCAGUUGUUUGUUCCUGGUUUAAGAAGUGGGAUGCCUGCUGUACUCGUUGAAAUGUUUCUGAAGUUAUGUAGGCAGCUUUUUAGAAUGAAGAAAAAAAGUGUUAGAUACCAACGAACUGAUACAAUACAGACUCCCUUUUAUUUAUUUGAUAAGAAAGAUCAGUAUCAUCCCAAUUGUCUCAACUUAUUACUCGAUAAAUGGAACCAAAGGAAUCCCACUUUCAUUUUGUGUAGGACUAUGCCUGUUUAUACUUUAUGUUAGCAUUAUUAGAAAUUGACAUUCUUAAAAAAGAAAUUAAGGUGAAUUAAAAGCUUUUUAGUGAGACCAUCUUGCCAGUUUCAUCUACGUAAUUCAUUCGUUGUUGGAAAAAGCACAAUUGUACCCCUUUUUAUGUUAUUGAUCCCAUUACCCCUCAUUUAUCUGGGAAGAUAGAGGAAACCUUGUCUAUCUUAUCCAGAAGCACAGAUGUUCUCUUGACACGAUGUUAAACUCAGCCCAGUCUUUAACGUUAAAAUUUCUAUUUAAACUUCUGGAAAAGCUGGGUACAUUAGCAAAUAUAGAAAGUUUAUGUAGAUUUUUAAAGUUAUAAACCCUGAUAGAAAACAUUGCAAUGAGUGUAUCGUAAGCACUUGACUGAGAGGAGAAACUUUGGAGUUCACGGCCCAGAGUUGCUCCCGAGCCAUAUCAUCCUCACAUCAUCAGAUAGAACAGGAAGAAGCUGCUUCCUUUGUUUCCCUCCCAGGAGGCUCUGUGGACAGAGAGAAGGAAAUGGGCACUGGAGCAUCAGGACGUGGUUGUGAGAAGGGCAAGUGGCGUGUGCUACCCGGUUAGGACCUGGUUCUGGCAGUCCCCUUUGGUCUCAGACCCUUUAGGGGUCUCCCAGAGACCAGUCUGCAGUUUAAGGACCCUCAGUUAAAGUAGGGCCUCAGCAAUUCAUUAUGAGAGUUUGGACAAGUACUUCCUCGCUAAAGCAGCGUCUGAAGUUGAUUAAUGUAAGGUUCACUCUUCACACCCUGUUUACUAGAGGUGAAAAUGUUAGAGUACCGCCAAUAUUAACGGGAGAAAAAAAACUAAAGUCCUGGAAUUUAAAAGUAUUCAAGUGGGCAAGAAUUGAUGGGUUAAUUUGCUCAAAGCAGUUCUGAAUUCAUUUUUGCAGGUGUGUGUGAAAAGCAUUUGAAGUCUGACAUUUUUCGUAUAAUCAUAGCCCUACAACAUUUUGAGGAUAACACAGUAACUCUUUCUUAGCAUUUACCUUCAGUUGAGAAGGAAAAAAAGUCCUUCUUUGGCAUUGCUCUCAGAAUAGCUCGGAUCAGCUAUUACCUAGUCUGUAUAGAUGGUGCACAAGUACAGAUGUAAACUUAGGUAGGAAAGGGGUACAUGCCUUUCAUAGGGGGGCGCCUCAGCCUUUUCUUAAUCCAGAGAGGUUUAGUGGGUCACCCCUAAGAUUCCCGGGGAGAUGUCUGACAGGGAUUCCACCAGAAAGGCAGGGACUGUGUUCUUCUCAGAGUUGACCCAUUUACACCCAUGUUUGCAGUGUGACCUGUGAACCAUCUUUGUUCAUGGAGCAGCUCUUGUCUUGGCUCCUCUGCUCAAAAGAGUGAAUGUGAGCAACUCUUAGGUUGAUCCUGUGUUCUGGGUGUCCUUUCCUCUUAUACCUUUACCCCCUUUUCUCCUUGAAUGGUGGUACCUUAACCUGUGAGGGUAAUGCUCAUGGCUAACAGCUAGCUCUGGCAACUUCAUAAAAUACCUCGGCAUAGCUUUGCAUUGUUGCAGAACUAGUUUUAAACUGAAAACCAAAUCAAUAAAUGAAUAAAAAGGAAAAGACUUUAUAAAUAGGGGAAAUGAUUCUAGCUGUAGCAUUUAGUUGAACUGAUGUUUAUUAUGACUGAUAAACAUGAUUGAUACUGUAUGUAUUUGGGAUCCUGUUUAUAGGUUACAGUUUAUAGGGUUAGGGAGGGUUGGGGUGGGGGAAAGCGGAGAAGUUGAUUAUGUUAGAAGGAAAACAUUGCUCGUGUUUGUUUUUCCUUAUAUCUGUCUUGCCAAAGGAAACUUGAUUAUCCCUCUGAUGGGGUUUGGGAUUCGUUGGUCUCUGUGGUCUAAUCCAGCGGCAUGCAGGUUACAGAUUGGUUGUUCAGUCGGGUCAGGGCCCCCUAGGACCCACCAGGGCACGUUUAUACCCCUGCCUAUGACUGCCUCUGCCCUGAGACCGCACCAGCCUCUCCUAAUGGUCCCUCACCCCGGCGUAGCAAAAGCUUAGGUGAAGGAUGAAUGUGUGAAUGUCUGGGCGUGCACUUGAGUCAAGGUCAAGAUAGGAAUGCACCAGUCUGGAAAGGAGAGGAGAGGUGAGUGGUUGAUGCAUCUUAAUCCAGGAAAACUAAAGUAAAACAGGUUCUUUUUGUCACCUUCUGUAAUGUUAUUCAUUGUUGGGUUAGUAGCACAACGCUUAACACCUUACUUCCUUUUCCCAUACCAGACUGAUCCUGUCUAGACCAAAAAUGCAAACAGGGAAAACCAAACCAAGACGUGAAACCCAACCUGCUUGCUUUACACCUGUGAUGAGAUGUGAUCUGUAGGGAUUGUUCGGUUGGUGGGCUCAAGGAGAGAGUUGUUCUUGGGGGGAAUGUGCAAGAGAAGUGAUGUUGGUUUAGAAAAACCAAGAGCCUUCCUGACCGGACGCCAGGACAGCCUUCCUGACCAGACGCCAGGACAGCCUUUCUUGGCUCCCUAAGUUCAGACAGAGACUCUAGCUCCAGAAAGCUUCUUUUUUUUAAAAAAAAUGAACGAUCCAUCUCACAGAACCUAAGUGGGAUUUGGUUUGGAUACCAAAGACAGUGCUAUGUCAUUGCUUGUCCUUAUGUUUGUGAAUCGGGCAGAGGGGGUGGGAGCAAAAGGCUAAAAUCUGGAAAAGCUUUACUGUUUCUUUCCUUCCCCUCGCUUCCCCCUCCUCCCCGCCC